AUGACUUUUUCUGUUUAUGCAGAUCCUGUACUCCAGGUGCCAAUACAUGUGGAAGAGCCAGCAUUUCUUCCAGACCCGAAUGAUGGCAGUUUGUAUACACUUGGUGGCAAGAAUAGUGAAGGCUUGACUAAACUUCCAUUUACUAUCCCAGAGCUGGUGCAGGCAUCUCCCUGUCGCAGUUCAGAUGGGAUCCUGUACAUGGGUAAAAAGCAGGAUAUUUGGUACGUGAUUGACCUCAUGACUGGGGAGAAGCAGCAAACCUUGACUUCCUCAUUUGCAGAAAGUCUUUGCCCGUCAACAUCCCUCCUGUAUCUUGGGAGAACAGAGUACACGAUCACAAUGUAUGACACCAAGAAGAAGGAGCUGCGAUGGAAUGCCACCUAUUUUGAUUAUGCAGCUACUCUGCCUGAUGAAGACAUAAAAUAUAAAAUGUCCCACUUUGUGUCUAAUGGAGAUGGACUGGUGGUGACCGUAGACAGUGAGUCUGGGGACGUACUGUGGAUUCAGAAUUAUGCUUCUCCUGUGGUAGCUUUUUACAUCUGGCAACGUGAAGGAUUACGGAAAGUUAUGCACACUAACGUGGGGAUAGAAACUCUGCGAUACUUGACAUUCAUGUCUGGUGAGGUUGGACACAUUACCAAGUGGAAAUAUCCUUUCCCAAAGGAAACAGAGACCAAGAGCAAACUGACACCAACUCUAUAUGUGGGGAAGUACUCCACAAGUUUGUAUGCAUCACCAUCAAUGGUGCAUGAAGGGGUAACUGUUGUGCCCCGCGGCAGUGCCAUACCCUUACUAGAGGGUCCAAAAACAGAAGGAGUCACAAUUGAAGACAAUGGCGAGUGUGUUAUCACCCCCAGCACGGAUGUAAAGUUUUCAGGCAGACUGAAAGAAAAGAACAAACUCAACUAUUGGAACGACUGGCUUUUAAUAGGGCACCAUGAAACACCAUUAUCUGCUCCUACAAAGAUCCUGGAGAAAUUCCCGAGCAACUUACCCAAGAGGCCUGAAAAUGUGAUUCCAGCUGACUCUGAUAAAGCCACUAUUGAAGAGGUUAUUGACAUCGUUGAAGGUUCCUCAACAGAAGUGCCUCCUGCUGGUCCAAAGGAUAUUGAGGAGAAACCUGCUUGGCCUAUCCCUCGGCCAGAAGCUCCUGUGGACUCCAUGUUGAAAGACAUGGCCACGAUCAUUCUCAGCACUUUCCUGCUUGUGGGCUGGGUGGCUUUUAUCAUCACUUAUCCAAUGAGUGUACAUCAGCAGCAACAGAGGCAGCAUCAGCUGGAAGAGAAGAUACAGCUCUUGCAGCAACAGAAGCUGCCCUUUCGUGCUCCCAGUGAUCUAUCCCCAGAAGCAGAUUUCUUGAACAUCUCCUAUGGUCGGACAGAGAGCUCAGCUACCAGCACACCAAAUAUGUCCCCCAGAGCAUCAAACCAUUCUGCGUAUUCCAGCAUCUCCACAUCUGAUGUUGGGAGCUGCCUCUCCACUGAGCAGGAAGAAGGAGAUGAAGAGGCAAACAGAGUGAUGGUUGGCAAGAUUUCGUUUAACCCAAAAGAUGUAUUGGGACACGGAGCUGAAGGGACGAUUGUUUACAGGGGGACAUUUGAUAACCGUGAUGUUGCAGUGAAAAGAAUUCUUCCCGAGUGCUUCAGCUUUGCAGACCGUGAAGUACAGUUGCUGCGAGAGUCAGAUGAGCAUCCUAAUGUGAUCCGCUAUUUCUGCACGGAGAAGGACCGGCAGUUUCAGUACAUAGCCAUUGAGCUGUGUGCUGCCACUUUACAGGAGUAUGUUGAGCAAAAGGCCUUCAGUCACCAUGGCUUACAACCCAUCACUCUCCUGCAACAGACGACAUCUGGUCUUGCUUACCUGCACUCCCUUAGUAUUGUCCACAGGGACCUGAAGCCCCAUAACAUCCUCAUCUCGAUGCCUAAUGCCCAUGGGAAAGUCAAAGCUAUGAUUUCAGACUUCGGCCUGUGCAAGAAGCUGGCAGUGGGCAGGCACAGCUUUAGCCGUCGGUCGGGUGUGCCAGGCACCGAAGGGUGGAUUGCCCCAGAGAUGCUGAGUGAAGAUUGCAAAGAGAACCCUACAUAUACCGUGGACAUCUUUUCAGCUGGCUGUGUCUUUUAUUAUGUGGUAUCUGAAGGCAGCCAUCCCUUUGGCAAAUCUCUGCAGCGGCAAGCCAACAUUCUGCUGGGUGCAUACAGCCUGGAGUCUUUAAAUGCAGGGAGGCACGAAGACAUAGUUGCUCGUGAUUUAAUUGAGCAAAUGAUAAACAUGGACCCUCAGAAACGUCCGUCUGCCAGUUGUGUGCUAAAACACCCAUUCUUUUGGAGUUUAGAAAAACAGCUCCAGUUUUUUCAGGAUGUUAGUGACCGGAUAGAGAAAGAAUCUUUAGAUGGUCCAAUAGUCAAGCAAUUAGAAAGAGGCGGAAGAGAGGUGGUGAAAAUGGACUGGAGAGAGCACAUCACUGUUCCUCUUCAGACAGAUCUUCGAAAAUUCAGAUCCUAUAAAGGAGGCUCAGUACGGGAUCUUCUGAGGGCAAUGAGAAAUAAGAAGCACCAUUACAGAGAACUGCCUCCUGAAGUGCAGGAGACCCUGGGCUCCAUCCCAGAUGAUUUUGUAUGUUACUUUACAGCUCGUUUCCCUCACCUGCUCCUACAUACCUACAAUGCUAUGCAUAUCUGCUGCCAAGAAAGACUGUUUCAGCAUUACUAUAAUCAGGACUCUGCAGAGCUGAGCCUUGCAGGAGACGCUGUUUGA
Molecule: messenger RNA, 2754 nt
Organism: Fulmarus glacialis (Northern fulmar)
Lineage: Eukaryota; Metazoa; Chordata; Aves; Procellariiformes; Procellariidae
Gene: ERN1
Product: endoplasmic reticulum to nucleus signaling 1
Exons: 20
Coding region: 1-2754 (917 amino acids)
Biological process (GO): IRE1-mediated unfolded protein response; intrinsic apoptotic signaling pathway in response to endoplasmic reticulum stress; mRNA processing
Cellular component (GO): IRE1-TRAF2-ASK1 complex
Molecular function (GO): ATP binding; RNA endonuclease activity; protein serine/threonine kinase activity
Source: RefSeq, a predicted model, not a curated record